Molecule: messenger RNA, 2526 nt
Organism: Bacidia gigantensis
Lineage: Eukaryota; Fungi; Ascomycota; Lecanoromycetes; Lecanorales; Ramalinaceae
Exons: 5
Coding region: 1-2526 (841 amino acids)
Biological process (GO): vesicle-mediated transport; DNA-templated DNA replication; intracellular protein transport
Cellular component (GO): nuclear replication fork; membrane coat
Molecular function (GO): chromatin binding; structural molecule activity; protein binding
Source: RefSeq, a predicted model, not a curated record
AUGUCGACCACGAUUCAGCCAAGGGUCAAGCCGCGACCAGCUCAUCCUCCUGGACCCACCUACCUCGCGUACACUCCGAACGGCAGGAAGUUGGUCACAGUCGGGAAUAAUGCUGUCGUCCGAGUCUAUGAGACAGGCUCAGACGGCGAGCCCACAAAUUUGGAUGACUGCCAGGAAAAUAACACGGCGGUGGCGGCAACGAACGAUUUCUUCGUCGCCGGGGCAGAGGAUGGCACUGUUUGCAUGUACUCGCUCGAUACGUACACCUACGAUAAGCUUCUGACAAGAUUUGCGCUGCCAAUCCGAGAUAUUGCAAUAUCACCAGAUGGUCAUUGGGUAGCAGUCUCCAGCGACGAAUUGGAAGUCAAAAUCGUGAAUACAGAAGAUGUCUACAAAAUCCUCUACUUGCGUAAUUUGCCGAAGCCUGCAAAACAUCUCUCUUUCGACCCUAGCGGAACCUAUCUUGCAGUCUCGUGCGCAGACGGCGCCAUCUACAUUUACCGCCUCAGCAAAGAAGAACCUGAACUGCUGAGAAAGGUCGAUGGGGUUAUUCAAAAUUUGGAAACCGAUUCAGAAAAGAGCUCAAGAGUGAUUUGGCACCCUGAUGGCCGCGCUUUUGCUGCUCCAACCGCAACCCGAGAAAUCCAAGUCGUAUCUCAUGGUGAUGGUGAGCGGCAGCGGACCUUUUCAACUAGCUCCAUGGGCGCAAUCACAGCCCUUGCUUGGUCCCCGAAUGGAGCAUUGCUGCUUACGGCCAGCCCGGAGAAGAAGAUCCUACUCUGGGACACGAAGACGACAAAAGUCAUUGCACAAUAUGAAAUUUCCAAUGUCAUCAAUCUUGCGUGGCAUUCGUUUGAGAACAUCGUAUCGUUCACUACUUCUGACGGUGAACUCUUCAUCUACGAUAAGUUUCUUGAGCCCGAAGUUGCAAAACAGCUUGAGAAGACGCUGCAGCCUGCGCCUUUCAUUAGAGAUCCACUCGCUGAAACAAGUGGAAACGCUCGAAGGACUUUGGUGAAUGGGCAUAAAGAGCCAUCGGAGUUCCGCAAAAGGCGAGGUUCGGCAGACUCAUUGUUAGAUUCGAUCUUAGGACCGGAGGAGGAGGACGAUAACUUCAUCAGUGACGACGAUGGCGCCGGCUACACUAAUGGUGCCAAACGCGGGAACAACCACCUGGAUGACAUCGACGGUUUCGACCACAAAAGAAGAAUCUCCUCAUGGCAGCCACGUAUUCACCAACCUUUCCAACCGGGAAGCACACCAUGGCGAGGCAGCCGUAAGUAUCUGUGCGUAAAUCUCAUCGGCUUUGUGUGGACAGUAGACCAAGACACCCACAACACAGUCACUGUAGAGUUCUAUGACCGCGAUUAUUACCGAGACUUCCACUUCACCGACCCCUACGAGUACGACAAAGCCUGCCUCAACUCCAAUGGCACCCUCUUCUCCUGCCCCUCCGGUAAAGACCAUCCCUCCAUGCUCUUCUACCGCCCACACGAAACCUGGACAUCCCGCGCAGACUGGCGCACGUCUCUCCCCGCCGGCGAAGAAAUCACCUCCAUCGCCCUCUCAGACUCUUUCAUCAUCGCGACCACCUCAGAAGAUUACAUCCGCAUCUUCACCCUCUACGGCACCCCCUACAGCAUCUACCGCCAGAAGUCCUCUCCAACCGUAACCUGUGCCUCCUGGCACGACUACAUCCUCACCAUCGGCAACGGACCCCUCGACAGCUCUGGCUCCACGAAACUCAAUUACACAAUCGAAAACAUCAAGCGCGACGAGACGUGCCAAAGCGAAGACACCCUCGCCAUACCCACGGGCUCUACCAUCAAAUCCGUCUUCUUCUCCGACCAAGGCGAUCCCUGCGUUUACGACACCACGGGUGUGCUGCUUGUGCUACAGCAUUGGCGUACUCCAGGCCAGGCGCGCUGGGUUCCUAUCCUAGACACAAAACGUCUGGAACGGCUGGCAGGCGGGAAGAAGGAGGAAACGUACUGGCCGGUUGCUGUCGCGCAGGAGAAAUUCCAUUGUAUCAUCCUCAAAGGCGGGGACCAGCAUCCUUACUUUCCGAAACCGCUACUCAGUGAAUUCGAGUUGCAGAUCCCUGUGUCUGUCAAGAAACCUGUGGCGAAAGCUGCCGGUGGUAGUGGUGAAGCCGAGGAGGCAGAAGCCACAGCGAACGAGGGGCCUAGGCUUGAGGAGGCAUUUGUGAGGACGUCGCUCCUGCGCAGUCUUCUCCAAGAUCAAGUAGAAGCGACCCAUGCGACGCAUACGCAGCGGACGGAGCUGGCGAGACGAGAGCUCGAGGUCGAUAAGGUGUUGUUACAGCUAUUGAAUGUGGAGUGUAGGGAGGGCGAGGAGCGGGGGAUGAAGGCGCUGGAGAUCGUGGGAUUGAUGAGGGAUGCGAAUGGGAAGAUGGUGGAUGCUGCGGGUAAGGUCGCGGGCAGAUAUGGCAGACGGGUUUUGCAGGAGAAGAUCGCUGAGGUGGCGGAGCGGAGGGUGAUGGGACUCGAAGGGGAGGAAGAGUAG